GAAAGAAAACCCUUUGAAAAAUAACUAUAUCCUCUUUAUCAUUUUUAUCAUAAACAUAAACAUGCAAUUCAACAAAAGAAUGCAAAUUUCAAAUAUCAGAAAAAGAUAUAAAUUUUCAAGGGAGAAGAAUUCAUUAAAUUCACAACAACCUAUUUUGAUGAUAUUAACAAUCUUCUUCCUGAAAAGAAGAAAGAUGCAAUCUCAAUUGUUAAAUAUCUAAAUUAAAAUCCUAGCAUUCUCAAAAUAGACAGACUUGAAGAUGAUCAUAAAAAAAAUGUUCAAGAAAAAAGUCUUUGACACCAAGGUUAAUUUAUUUAGUCCUAUUCAAAGGACUAAACCUUUACAAGUCAAGGAUUUUAUAUUCAAUUUGAUAGUCAAAAACAAAAACUAUAACCUUAUUAUUGGUAAGUAUUCUGCUUUUAGUUUUUAUAGCAUUUCUCUUAGAAUCUUCAAAGUUACAUUAAAUAUUCUUGUAUUUCUGGUUGUCUUUCAAAUAAUUAGAUUCAUUGUCUAUAUUAUAUCAUAAUUAAUGGGCUAUUGUUUUGGAUUCUUCCAAAUCUAAAUAAUGAUGUAAGUUAACUUAUCAAUAAUUACAUAGUCAUAUGGAAUUUUAGAAUCAUUCAAGCUAUUAAAUUCAAAUUAUAGGUAUUCAGAUGGAAAAUUAGAAAUUUCUUUAAGAUUAAUUGGAAUUUUUGCAUUCAUUUUCUUAAUAUAUAUUAUUGUCUAAGAACCUUCUUAUAUUACUGAAUUUUAAGAAGCAAUUGAAUAAACUAUAGAUGAUAUCCUUGUAUGUAAUAAAGUUAAAUUGGAGGAUAAAAAAGUAUAAUUAAACAUCAUUUUAGGUACCUUCAUUAAGAGGAGCUAUCCCAGAUUUUAAUGAAUUUAUUAAAUAAGCUGAAGAAGGUCUUGUUAAUAGUCUUAAAAUAAUGUUUAUGA
This is a messenger RNA of Paramecium sonneborni, 936 nucleotides long. The record is from the annotation of a GenBank genome assembly. Lineage: Eukaryota; Ciliophora; Oligohymenophorea; Peniculida; Parameciidae.